UAUUGGCUUUCUCGGUAGUGUGACGUGCGAUCUCGAGCACUUUUUGUGAAAAAUCUUGCAAAAUCAUUGUUUAAAAGUACAGAAAUUUUAUAGAAAAACGUCCCAACUAUCGUUGAAGUAUCAUCGUUACUAAUUUUAUCACAUAAUUUUAACACAAAACCUCGUGAAAACCCCUUCCGACGAAAAAAACGUGGUGUGAUCCGAGCUACGACACAGACGCCCGUACACAAGAAGGCACAAAGAAGGAACGUUUCACGUGUGCUGGAACGAGAAAUUACGAUUUUUUUUAACCUCAAAAGGAAGGAAUGGUCAACAUCAGUCUCAAACUAGAGAACACAACUUGCGAUAUUUCGAGGAAAAAUAUCUUGAGAAGUGAUUCUUGCGACGCGAUCAAGAACAUGGGGCAGCAGCAUGGUCAUUUGUUGCACGAAGUGCACCAAGGCAUGAACGACGUGACGGACGCCUUGCAGCAGACAAAGUUCAAGCGUUACACGAAAGAGUACAUUUUGUCGCUACGAAAUGCCCCGAAAUCCAAGGAGAAACCUGCCUGUGCCGAUGAUCGCCCAUUCUGGCUUAAUGGGAAAACUGUGGCACCGCGUCAGAAGAAAAUCGAUCGAGCAGGUCGCAUUGGCAGUGGGCGUCUCAGUGGCGGUUCCGACAAAUUCAAUCCGCCUCCAGCAAUCCAAGUGCAGCAAUAUCAGGACCCGCCGUAUCAUCAAAACAACAACAACUAUUAUCGCGAGAAGACGGGACGCGAAUUUUGUGACAACAUGAAUAACAACAACAAUGCCAAGAACGAUGGGGAGUUCAAAGUUUCGUUCUUCAAUCCGGUAAAUCGCGACCAUAGACGCUUGUUGCGCGAAAAAAGCGAGGAAAAUCUCCCGGAAUGGGUGAAUGCGGGUCCCAAAUCCCGCUUUGACACAAUUGACUUGCAUGGAUUUUAUGACGAUAAGGGAAGUAGACAUGAGUCAUCGUCGUCGACAAUGUCAAAAAGCUCCGAAAAUGCAGCGGAGAACAAGGAAAACCGUUCCGGCAGCAGCAGAGGCUUCAGUUUUGAUGAGUUUUUGGGAUCGCAGAUGAAUGGCGGCACCGAAUACGGUUCUGACUACUACCAUCAUAAUAAUCAACGUUAUCAACAGCAACAUGGUCAGGCAUCCCGAUUCAAGCGUUAUUUCAACUCGAACAACAAGAAUCGCGACUAUCAUUUCGCCAAUCAUCCGCAAAAUCAUCAACAAGCACCUCCCGGGUUCCCGCCGAUCCAGCAAAACUUCAAUAGUCGCAAUUUCCAGCCAAAAUUCGAUUCGAACAACAACGAGGCGGCGUCAAAACUUCUCGAACUGCUCCAUCGUCAAACGGCAUUCGACCAAUUCAAGCAACAAUCGUUCAAUUUCGGCGGGAAAAGCAACGCGAUGCCUUCCGCUGCGGAACUGGAGUCUAUUUGGCGUCACGGAAACGCCGAGCGACAACGUCAAUUCGAACAUAACAAGGCAAUGCUCGCUGGAAAGAGCAUCGUUGAUGUCAUUGAUGUCCUUACGCAGUCGCAACUUCGGGCAAACGCCAUGCCCUUCAACGGGGCGCAACAAAAUUAUCAGCAACAACAGUCCUCGAUGUGGAAUCAGUUCAACGGCAACAAUCAACAUGGGUCGCAAUUCAUGAAAUCCAACAACCAGAUGAACAAAUUCCAGAUGGCACGUGUUCUCGAGCGACAAAUGAUGGUUCAAGGUCAAAAUCCGAUGUACGGCGGCUUGACACCGCAAGACCCGGAGUACUGGGACAAGAUUCGUCAGCAACAACAAGCGUUUUAUCAGCAAUACGAACGAAAUGCUGCGACGCGUCAAGUUAAAGCUAAAUUUCCGGGACAGGCAGCGAGCGGGGGACGUCGCGUAAAAUUCGAUGACAAGCAAAAAGUGGAGAAUUUCUUCAAGAGUCACCAAAAUAUGGGAGAUUUACCGCAAAUUGAUCACGAAAAGGCCAUCAAGGUGGAGGAAUUUGAGCGGAAAAUUAAACAAGUUGCUGCUUCGUGCAAACAACAAGAGCUCAAGUAGCAACGGAAGACCUUCGAUAGGGACCUUCUUUCAUUUUUUCAUUGAAAAAUUUCAAUGUUUUUUCCAUUUUUCAAUUUUUUUUAAAGUUAGUUUGAUUAAUCUUAAAGAUUUAGUAUAAAAAAAUAUUUUUUACGUCCUUUUUCCUUGAUCAUUUUCAGAACGCGUAUUAGCAUGUAAGAUUACUUUACUAAAAAUUUAAUUUUUCGUUAACAAAAAAAAAAAUAUUUUUCCAUUUAAAUUCAAAAGACGCGACGACGUAAACACAUUUUCGAUACAAAUCCAGGAGAAUCCAAUUUAUUUUGAGAGAGAAAACAUGUUUUUGUGUUGAAAGUUAAAAUAGAAUUAAGGAAAAUGAAGUAAAUUUAUCUGUUAUUUGAAUAUUA
Molecule: messenger RNA, 2428 nt
Organism: Culicoides brevitarsis
Lineage: Eukaryota; Metazoa; Arthropoda; Insecta; Diptera; Ceratopogonidae
Exons: 3
Coding region: 306-2045 (579 amino acids)
Biological process (GO): negative regulation of translation
Cellular component (GO): cytoplasm; nucleus
Molecular function (GO): mRNA binding
Source: RefSeq, a predicted model, not a curated record